Molecule: messenger RNA, 2205 nt
Organism: Ceraceosorus bombacis
Lineage: Eukaryota; Fungi; Basidiomycota; Exobasidiomycetes; Ceraceosorales; Ceraceosoraceae
Source: the annotation of a GenBank genome assembly
AUGAUCGCUCCCAGGCUCGCAGCGGCAGCCGCUGGCUCUUCUGGAGCUCUGAGCAGCGCCUCUUCCUCAGCAGCUCGCACCACAGCGCCACGCACGCUCUCUGCCUUGCGCUCCGGCACCACCUUUGGCCUUUCGCGCAACUUCUCAAGCAGCAUCAUCUCGAGCGCCCGAUCGGAUGCACGUGCACAUGCUUCUCGUGCUCCUCUCGAAUCUCGACGAUUCUUGAACACGUCCGCUUCUGCUCGCCAAGCUACGCCCGUAGACGACGCGACGGCGAGAGUGGAUCAAGAAGCCGCAAAUUCCGACGCUGGUUUCAAUCUGGAGGAUGUGGAGAGAGUAACGGAUGUGGCGGAUGUGCUCAUCGUGGGAGGUGGACCGGCUGGUCUGUCUGCUGCUAUUCGUAUCAAACAGUUGGCGGAGCAAAAGGGUGAAGAGAUCAGAGUCGUAUUGCUCGAAAAGGGCGCUGAAGUCGGUGAGUAGACUUGGCAGUGCGCAGAGCUUUGCUUCAUCAAUGCAGGACCGAGCACCGUCAAGGCGGUAUGGUCUCUUCACAAGCAGCAUCACUGACCCACUCGAAUGCUUCUCCUGUUUGUAGGUAAUCACAUUUUGUCAGGCGCAGUGAUCCAGACCAAUGCGCUGGAUGAGCUGUUCCCUGACUGGAAGGAGUUGGGCGCGCCAUUGAAUCAACCGGCCACGGAGGAUCAAAUGCGCUUCCUCACUCCCACCGGCUCCUUUCCCAUGCCCAAGCCGCCUCAGAUGUCCAACGAAGGCAACUACAUUGUCAGCCUGUCGCGCUUUACGGCAUGGCUCGGAGAGAAGGCCGAGGAGCUGGGCGUCGAGAUUUACCCUGGCUUUGCUGGUGCCAAGCUGGUGUGGGAAACAGAUGAGGCUGGUAACAAGAUUGGGAUCAAGGGUGUGACUACCAACGAAAUAGGUCUUGGUAAAGAUGGACAACCCAAGGAUUCGUUUGAACCUGGAAUGGAGUUUCAUGCCCCUCUUACGCUCUUUGCAGAGGGAGCACACGGCAGCUUGUCCCAGCAAGUCAUCAAGGAUCUCAAGCUUCGCGAAGCUGUGGGAGCAGAUGAACAGACCUACGGCUUGGGAGUCAAGGAGGUUUGGAAGGUCAAGCCCGAGAAGCACAAGGCUGGACUGUGCACCCACACCUUGGGUUGGCCCUUGCCACUCGACACGUACGGUGGUUCUUGGUGCUACCACAUGGAGGAUAACAUGGUCUCGGUCGGCUUGGUAGUAGGUUUGGACUACCCCAACCCUUACCUGAGCCCGUUCAGAGAGUUUCAGAAGAUGAAGCAUCAUCCUUUCUUCGCUGAUUUGCUCGAAGGUGGAGAAUGCGUCGCGUACGGAGCUAGGGCUCUCAACGAAGGAGGAUAUCAGAGCAUUCCUAAACUCCAUUUCCCCGGAGGUGCUCUCAUUGGAUGCUCCGCCGGCUUUCUGAACGUUCCGAAGAUCAAGGGCACACACAACGCCAUGAAGAGCGGCAUGUUGGCUGCAGACGCCGCUGUUGACGCGCUUCUUGCGCAGAAGGCCUCGGCCGGAGAUGGCGAGGCGUCAGCACAGUCUGAGUCCGAGUCUGACGAGGAAGAGAUCGAGCUGAAGCCGAGGAUCGACUUGGCAGAGUAUAAGAAGCUGCUGGACGGAUCUUGGGUGAUGGAGGAGCUGAAAGAGGUGCGAAACCUUCGACCUUCCUUCCACUCCCCGCUUGGAUUCUGGGGCGGCAUCGCCUACUCGGGAUUGGACAGCUUGAUCCUCAAGGGACGCACGCCUUGGACUUUCCAUCACGCGGGCGAAGACAGGGCGCAGACUAAACCCGCAUCGGAGUGCAAGCCCAUCGAGUAUCCUCGUCCGGAUGGCAAGCUCUCGUUUGACAUUCUGACCUCUGUGAGCAGGACUGGAACGAACCAUGCGGAAGAUCAACCUGUUCAUCUACACGUCAAGGGUGGCGAUUAUGCGGGUCACACGGAGAGGAAUGUGGGAACGUACGAUGGGCUGUUGGGAAGGGCUUGUCCGGCUGCCGUUUAUGAGUAUGUGGAUGCUGAAGGUGGAGAGGAACACGCUAGAGGUAUGAAGUUCAACAUUUCCAGCCAGAACUGCAUUCACUGCAAGACUUGCUCCAUCAAGGUUCCCGAUGCUAGCAUCGAGUGGCGCGUACCAGAGGGCGGUGGAGGUCCCAAGUAUUCCCUCACCUAA